This is a messenger RNA of Lotus japonicus, 1656 nucleotides long. RefSeq names its product FBD-associated F-box protein At5g60610-like. NCBI's taxonomy places the organism in Eukaryota, Viridiplantae, Streptophyta, Magnoliopsida, Fabales, Fabaceae. The record is from RefSeq and is a predicted model, not a curated record. The coding region runs from base 155 to 1456 and encodes 433 amino acids. The transcript has 7 exons. Gene Ontology annotation, molecular function: protein binding.
CCCGGUUUCGGUUUCUAAGUUGUUUCUGGUCAAUAUAAACCCUAAUUCUUACCUUCUUCACUUUUCUUCUCGACUCUGCACAUCUCUCGCUCUUGCUGUGGAUUUUGCAACUGCUCUGCUGUUUCUUCCAAAAUGAGCCGCCCAAUGGAGGAAGAUGCUUAAAAAAAUUUCUGGCUCCGCCACUGGUGGUGAUCGAAACAUGGUUGAUGUUGAUGUUAUCAGCACCUUACCAGAUGAGUUAUUGUAUCACAUACUCUCUUUUCUCCCAACGAAACAAGCUUUGGCCACCGGAGUUCUUUCCAAGAGGUGGGCUAACCUACCCCGGCCUUUGCAAGUCCUUCACCUUGAUGAAGAUGGUUCUAAUCCCACACGCUGCCGUUCCUUCAUAAGCCUAGUGGACACACUUAUGCUCUCCCAUCACAACCAACACAUUAGUAUCACAUCCCUGCACCUCAAAUACAACGGUUCUUCACAUCUUUUGUCACGGUUCAAACUCGACCAGUGGAUGGCCGCCGCGAAACAACGUCACAUUCAGGAUUUGACACUCUCACUGCCAAGCUUUCACUUGCCGCCUUGCAUUCUGACCUCCCAAACUCUCGUACUCCUCGAUCUCACUUCUUUAUUUAUUCAACCUUCAUCUUCCGUUCAUCUUCCGUCCCUCAAAACCCUUCGUUUGCAACAAAUUACUUUCGACAGCCCUCAUGAUCCACUCAGGCUUCUUUCUCUGUGUCCUGUUCUAGAGGAUUUCCACGCUGCACACUUUUAUUUUAGACAACAUGAUCAUGCAACAUACUUUACACCCUUACCCAACAAAAACUUGAUCAAAGCAAACAUAUUUUCCACAACCCAUCUUCCUCUUCCCAUGUCCGCAUUUCUAAAUCUCGAGUUUCUUGACAUAACCAAGGGUACAUUUAAUGGCGAUGCCUUCCCAACAUUUAACAACUUAAUCCACUUAAACAUCUACGAAACUUCAUUUCGUGGAUGGGAUCUGGCAGUGCAUGUGCUACAGAAAUGUCCCAAGCUUCAAAUUCUUAACAUGAGAACGGGCCAACGUGAGGAGGAUUGGAUAUUUGAUUGGGGAUAUGAGGGUCCUAACCGCGAGGAUUGGGAAUAUCCGGCUUAUGUUCCUGAAUGUGUUUCGUCACACCUGAGAAUAAUUUCCCUUAGUGACUAUGGAGGCUGGGAAGAUGAUCUUCGAUUUGCAGCAUACAUCCUGCAAAAGGCGAGGGUUUUACAGGUCAUGACAAUCCAUUGUUUCGAUAUGUGUUACUGUAAUAGCUAUCACCGCCGACUUGUUGAAAUAUUGUCCUCCUACCCAAAGAUCUCUCAUGCAUGUGAACUUUCAGUUGUUACUAAAGGAAAUAAAGAGAAUGAAGCUAGCCCAUGGUGGGCGCCGGAUAGACCUUUUAUGUUUAUAGCAGCUUCGUUAUAUUUUCUAUAUUUAGUUCAAAGAUAGAGAAUUGAAGGAAGAUAGUGCAUCAAGUUGUUUGUUAGGGUCAGCUUAAUUUUCUUCCCCUAAAUCCCAGAUGAGAAAAUCCUAGAAGAGCCAUGGUGCAAUUGGAUCCCGCCUUGUUACUUUGGUGAGAAAAAAAAAUUACAAUUAUUGGGUAUUAUUAGAGACACUUCACAUUUAUCACAGUUCAUUAUUUUCUUCUA